Molecule: messenger RNA, 2755 nt
Organism: Lepus europaeus (European hare)
Lineage: Eukaryota; Metazoa; Chordata; Mammalia; Lagomorpha; Leporidae
Gene: ZNF527
Product: zinc finger protein 527
Exons: 5
Coding region: 209-2035 (608 amino acids)
Biological process (GO): regulation of transcription by RNA polymerase II
Cellular component (GO): nucleus
Molecular function (GO): RNA polymerase II cis-regulatory region sequence-specific DNA binding; DNA-binding transcription factor activity, RNA polymerase II-specific
Source: RefSeq, a predicted model, not a curated record
UCGCGGGGGUCCUAGAGAAACGCUGAGAUACUUGUUCAGAUCCCGCCGAGCUAAGUCCUGGACGCUGUGGUUCUCAUCCGUGCUCCGCCACGCGGAGGAUUCUGGGAGGUGACGUCGCAGGUCUCGGUUACGGGUCCCGUUUUCAGAGCCCGCGGCCCGGGAGGUCUUUCUUCUUCUUCAAAAGAGAAAACUAAAUAAGGAGGCAGGAAUGGCUGUUGGACUUUGGAAAGUCAUGUCCCAGGGAUUGGUGACAUUCAGAGAUGUGGCCCUGGACUUUUCCCAAGAAGAGUGGGAAUGGCUGAACACAUCUCAGAAGGAUUUGUACAAAGAGGUCAUGUUGGAGAACUACAGGAACUUGGUAUGGCUUGGACUCUCCCUAUCUAAGCCCAAUAUGAUAUCCUUAUUGGAGCAAGGAAAAGAACCUUUGAUUGUGGAGAGGAAGCUGUCACGUGGUCAUCGUGCAGACUGGGAACCUUGGUGUGAAAUCAAGGAAUUAUCUCCAAAAUGCUUCAUUGAUGAAGAAGAAAUACCCCAAGGGAUGGUAAUGGAAAGACUUAUAAGAAAUGGCCUUGAUUGUUCCGGUUUCAGAGAAACCUGGAAAUGUGAGGGUGAAUUUGACCAUCAGGGAGAUCAGGAGAGACAUUUCAGGCAAGUGACAACUCUUAAGGAUAUCUCUACUGGGAAAAGAGAUAAUGAGUAUAAAAAUUCCGAGGGAAGCAUUUCCUUAAAGUCAUUAUUUUUAACACAACAGAGAAUCACCACAGUACAGCAAAUACAUAAAUAUGAUAUUUAUGAUAGAAUUUUCCCCCCAAAUUCACUCAUAAAUGACUGUAGAAGACUUCAUUCUGAGAAGGAACCUUUGAUAGGUAAUGCAUGUGAAGAAUUCAGCCAGAAUACACACUUUUGUAAGGCUAUAGGAAUUCCUUCUGGUGAGAAACCUUAUGGAGGGAGUAAUUUUUCAAAUCUCUUGGGUUUCCAUUCAUUGCUUUCUCAACAUCACACUUCUCAUUUUGGAAAAUUAUCCCACGAAUAUAAUCAGUGUGGUGAUGCUUUCAGCUGUUACCCAUUGUUUACACAACCUCAGAGGAUUCACAGAGGGGAGAAAGCAUAUGCAUGCAAUGACUGUGGGAAAGCCUUUAGCCGUGACUUCUUCCUUAGUGCACGUCAGAGGAUUCGUAUUGGAGAGAAACCUUAUGAAUGUAAGGAGUGCAACAAAGCCUUCAGGCAGAGUGCACACCUCGCUCAACAUCAGAGAAUCCACACUGGAGAGAAGCCCUUUGCAUGCAAUGAAUGUGGGAAGGCGUUUAGUCGUUACGCCUUCCUCGUUGAACAUCAGAGGAUUCACACAGGAGAGAAACCAUAUGAAUGUAAGGAGUGCAACAAAGCCUUCAGACAGAGUGCACACCUCACUCAGCAUCAGAGGAUUCACACUGGAGAGAAGCCCUACGAAUGCGAGCAAUGUGGAAAGGCCUUCAGCAGACGCAUAGCCCUGACUCUGCAUCAAAGAACCCACACAGGAGAGAAACCCUUCCAGUGUAACGAGUGCGGAAAGACUUUCGGCUAUCGCUCACACCUUAAUCAGCAUCAGAGAAUCCACACCGGAGAGAAGCCCUACGAGUGCAUUAAAUGUGGGAAGUUCUUCAGAACUGACUCGCAGCUUAAUCGACAUCAUCGAAUUCAUACUGGAGAGAGACCAUUCGAAUGCAGUAAGUGUGGGAAGGCCUUCAGUGAUGCUUUGGUUCUAAUUCACCACAGGAGAAGUCACGCAGGAGAGAAGCCCUAUGAAUGCAGCAAAUGUGGCAAAGCCUUCAGCUGUGGCUCAUACCUCACUCAGCAUCAGAGAAUUCACACCGGAGAGAAACCCUAUGAGUGUGAUGAAUGUGGGAAAGCCUUCCACCAAAUCUUGUCCCUUAGGCUACACCAGAGAAUUCAUGCUGGAGAAAAACUCUAUAAAUGUAAUGCAUGUGGGAAUAAUUUUAGUUGUGCCUCCGCUCUUAGACGACAUCAGAGAAGUCAUAACAGAGAAACGCUCUGAUUAUAAUAGGUGUAGGAAAGAAAACAUGUAGUCAUCCCUCCAUUUUUAUUUAAUAUCAGUGAAUUAUUUUUGGUUAGUAAUUCUGUGAAUGUAGUACAUAUAGAAAAGCCUUCAGUUCAUAAGCAUCCAUUAUUUGGAGUAGCCUGAGUGGGAGACAUCUGCUCUUUUCCCCUAUCUACGCCAUCUUCAGUGCAUACAAUUCCAAUGGAACUUAAUCAGGGAAAGCAGUGGAUUGGUCAGACUGGCCAGUUAUUUCCCCAACCUAGUGACUGAGAAGGGAUUGGCAAAUUAGCCCUUCUAGGCCCAUGAAACCCUUUGGGAGUAUUGCUGUGGGUAGUAAGAGAGUUGUUUCCUGGAAUUGGAGGUUUUGAGGGUUCAGUAAAUCCAGUUGGCUUUUUCCACACCUUCCUAAAGAGAAAUUCAACUCAGAGGAAAAUGGACUUGAAAGACAGAAAUCUGAUAACAUUGAUCUUCCGGACCCAGUCAUGCUUAAUAUGUAUACCAUUCUUUACUUCUGCAUCUUUGUGAGCCAAUAAAUUUAUUUUUAUUUUGUGUAAUUUAAUUUAAAUUAGGUUUUUGCCUCUUGGGAUUAAACUACCAACUCACCCUAUGUUUACUAUACUUGUAUGAUGGCCUUAAUCUUUUAUAUGACAUAUUUGGUUAUGCUGAGGAUAAAUCUUAUAAUAAACAUAUGAAAGGUGAAUAUACAGCCUUCAUAAA